AUGCUUAUCACAAUCACAAUAACAAAUGAAAUUCUAAAUAAAUAUCACUACCAAGCAAUCCUUUCCGGAAACAACAUAGCCAAAUCUUCAAAAUCCUGUUCAUCGGUGCCGUUACAAUCACCGAUAUAUGCAUUCUCACAAAACAGCCACCCAAAGAUGUCUCAACAAUACGCUCUGUUCCUUUUCGUCUUCGCUGUUUCUCUUUCUGGAAGCCUCCAGCAGGCCAAUUGCCCUGAGGAUAAGUACGGGCUCAACAGCACCAUGAGAGAAGAGUUGUACAAAGGUCUCAAGCCUAUGAUGAAAUCUGGGCAGCUGGAAUACAAAUGCGAAUUCGAAAUAGCCGCCGGAUUGAUCCUGGAGGAUCCCUACAAGGACUUCGAGUUCACGCAAAAAACCAAUACGUACCCUAUCUUCUUUGAAGUUGAGGCGAAGGACGGUGACACCCCUUCUAGCCUGGACGAAGCUGCCCUCAAAUUCUGGAAUCAGUACAUUUCUGGACUGAGCUCUUCAAGAAAAGCUGCCGGAUGCAGCUACCUGCUCCAGUGGGGAUACCACAAAUUCUGUUGCCUCUUCGACGACAAGGCGUAA
Molecule: messenger RNA, 588 nt
Organism: Necator americanus (New World hookworm)
Lineage: Eukaryota; Metazoa; Nematoda; Chromadorea; Rhabditida; Ancylostomatidae
Exons: 6
Coding region: 1-588 (195 amino acids)
Source: RefSeq, a predicted model, not a curated record